Molecule: messenger RNA, 1068 nt
Organism: Mytilus trossulus (common blue mussel)
Lineage: Eukaryota; Metazoa; Mollusca; Bivalvia; Mytilida; Mytilidae
Exons: 1
Coding region: 1-1068 (355 amino acids)
Biological process (GO): DNA integration
Molecular function (GO): nucleic acid binding
Source: RefSeq, a predicted model, not a curated record
AUGGAGUCUGAGAAGUUGAUUAUAAAGGAGGUACAACAAGACACAUACUAUAAUGAGAUAGACUGCUUGAAGCAAAGUAAACCUUUACAAAAGAACAGUAGUUUAAUUGCACUUUCACCACUAUUAGACUCCGAUGGAUUACUUCGAGUAGGAGGAAGACUUAAAAUCUCAGACAUCGAAAGUUGUGAAAAAAUGCCUGUAAUUAUACCAGGUAAAAGCUACAUUGCUACAUUAAUAGUCAAGCACUGUCACAAUGCUGUUCAGCACAUGGGAAGACAUUUUACUGAGGGAGCAAUUCGUUCGAGAGGAAUAUGGUUGACUGGAGGUAAACGGCUCAUUAAUUCCAUCCUACACAACUGUAUAAAAUGUCGUAAAUUGCGAGGAAGUGCCGAACAACAGAAGAUGGCUGAUCUCCCAUCUGACCGUCUCACACCAAGCCCUCCAUUUACCUAUGUGGGCGUGAACACCUUUGGUCCUUGGUCCAUCUUAACAAGACGCACACGUGGAGGUUCAGCCAAUACAAAGCGAUGGGCGAUUAUGUUUUCCUGUCUAGUAACUCGAGCAAUACACAUAGAAGUGGUUGAGGAGAUGACUUCAUCUUCCUUUAUCAAUGCGUUGCGCAGAUUUGCAGCUCUUCGAGGACCAGUCAAGGAAUUCCGAUCAGAUCAAGGUACAAAUUUCAUUGGAGCUAUUAAUGAACUAGACAUUACAAGUUUCAACGUUGAAGACCAACCAAUUAAAGACUAUCUCCAAAACAAUGGAACCAUAUGGAAAUUUAACCCACCACACGCCUCCAAUAUGAGCGGUGCUUGGGAGCGUAUGAUAGGACUAGCUCGAAAGAUCUUGAAUUCAAUGUUGUGCGAUAUAAAAGGUAAACAACUUACACAUGAAAUUCUAUGCACUUUAAUGGCGGAAGUAUGUUGUAUUGUGAACAGCAGACCAAUAACUGUAGUAUCUAGUGAUCCAGAGUCACCUCAUGUGUUAUCGCCGAAUGUCCUUCUCACUCACAAAACAGACAAUGAUACGGAAUAUAUUCUAGAUUUAUCACUUAAAGAUACUUAUAAGUAA